Molecule: messenger RNA, 7303 nt
Organism: Trematomus bernacchii (emerald rockcod)
Lineage: Eukaryota; Metazoa; Chordata; Actinopteri; Perciformes; Nototheniidae
Gene: larp4b
Product: La ribonucleoprotein 4B
Exons: 17
Coding region: 588-2984 (798 amino acids)
Biological process (GO): positive regulation of translation
Cellular component (GO): cytoplasmic stress granule; cytosol
Molecular function (GO): mRNA 3'-UTR binding
Source: RefSeq, a predicted model, not a curated record
UUCCGCCCCCCCCCUCUCUCUACGGACUGUCUGAUCGAUCGGAAGCUUUGAGACGAGCAUCGCUUUAUUCCUCGCUUUCGGGAUAUUUCUUCACAGUUUCUUUUGACUUCCCCUAUUACCCAAAACGUCCUGCUGUUUAAAUCGUGUGGAAUUUAAUCCCCGGCUUCAGAUUUAUUAUCUGCACAAAAGUUGAUAAGGAAAGCUAGUUAGCCUCCUAGCUAACUCUUAGCUAGCCUCAAAGCUAACUAGCUGUGGUCGGAGAACGUUUUUGCAGACAGUUUUUUAAGGGGGGGGCAUCUUUUUGUUGUCAGUGCACUUGUACCUAGUCGUGGAGUUAUCAUCCUGACAUUUGAAGAGUAUUUGUGGGGAGGUUUAGAGCUGGUAAGCCGGUUGCUUCCUAGCUAGCGUGCUCGAUAUAGCCUGCUAGCUUUAAUACCCUGCGUAUUUAGCCUGGAAGCUAACUGAAGGCCGCAGUCCACCAUCAGCUGCUACUACUUCCAUCAGAGUGUUUGCAUUGCCGUGCAGAGUUGACAGCUUACUUGGUGACGCAGAGACUUCUCCCUGAGGAGCCAAGAAGCAGACGGCUCAUGACUUCUGACCAGGACACGAAAGUUGUAGCUGAACCACAGGUGCAGCAAGUCCAAGAGGCAAAAGAGAACUCUCAUUUGGAAUCCCCCAAGGUUUCAGACCUCAACCCCAAUGCGAAAGCAUGGGCCAACCACAUGUUUAGCCUGGACCCCAGCGGGAGCGCCGACACCACGACCGCUGCCCUGCAGACAUGGAAGGAGGAGGAGGGCUGCGAGAGUUCAGCCGACCCCGGACCAGAAGGCUAUGAAGCCAGUGAAGAGGCCCUGAAGGAGCCGCUCCUCUCGGACCCCGAUGAUCCUCCUCCUCCGGUCCCAGUGAUGCUGUCGGAGCCGAGCCCCGUCAGCCCGGACGGAUCAGAGACCCCUCAGGCGUUCACUGAGUUCCCCGAGCAGCAAGGACGCACAGGAAGUGAUCCUCAGCCGGAGAAUCCUCAGGAGGGUCUGAGGGAUCAUCUGAAGAAGACUCUGGAGUUCUGUCUUUCCAGGGAGAAUCUGGCCAGUGACAUGUACCUCAUCUCUCAGAUGGACAGCGAUCAAUACGUGCCAAUCGUGACGGUGGCGAACCUGGACCACGUGAAGAAGCUCAGCACCGACGUGGAGCUGAUCGUGGACAUUUUACGAUCGCUGCCAUUGGUCCAAGUGGAUGAGAAGGGGGAGAAGGUGCGGCCCAAUCAGAACCGCUGCAUCGUGAUCCUCAGAGAAGUUCCUGAGAGCACUCCUAUAGAGGAGGUCGAGGCUCUUUUUAAAGGAGACAACUUACCCAAAUUCAUCAACUGUGAAUUUGCCUACAACGACAACUGGUUCAUCACCUUCGAAUCGGAAGCAGACGCACAGCAGGCAUAUCAGUAUCUCCGAGAGGAGGUGAAGACUUUCCAGGGGAAGCCUAUUAAGGCGAGGAUAAAGGCGAAGGCGAUCGCUAUCAACACUUUCAUGCCAAAGAACGGUUACCGUCCGGUGGAGGUGAACCCGUACGCCCAGCAGCAACAACAACAACAACAACAACAGCAGCAGCAGCAGCAGCAGCAACAACAACAACAGCAGCAGCAGCAGCAUCAGAGAUACACGUCGUACUACAUCCCCCCGGUGUACAGCCCCCAGCAGCAGUUCCCUCUCUACAGCCUCAUCACGCCACAGGCAUGGUCCGCCACGCACAGCUUCAUCGACCCCACGCUGGUUGCACCAUUUCACAACAACCAGUUCAUCAAUGGAUUCACCACAUCACACGGUUUCAAACCCACGACGUCUCCUCUCACCGUCAGACACUAUUCUCCCAGGAACAGGAGUCACAGUAAACCUCACUUGAGGCCUUCCCUCCCGACGGCAGAUCGCAGCGCCGGGCUUCUGGACAACCCAGGGUUAUUUCCCAGCUUCCCCAGCGAGCGUCUGAACGGGGUCCGCAGCAGCCCCCCCGCCCGUCCCCCCCCCUCCACUCAGCCCAGGACCCGGGUGCCCUCCAGCAGCUCCUUCCCCCGCAGGGACACCGCCGGCACCGGCAGGGUGACGGAGCCCCCCACCCCUGAAUACUCCCUGGGCAUCGGGAGAGGAAGGAAAAAGAGGGACGAAAAGUUUACAAGAGUGACGCCCCAGUCGCCGCCUCCCCCCCCAAAACCUCCGUCUCCGAGUUUCGAGCUGGGUCUCUCCAGUUUCCCUCCUCUCCCCGGAGCCGCCGGGCAGCUGAAAACCACAGAAGAAGUGUUCGACAACCGGCUGGCCAGCAGCGUCGUUAUCGGAAACGUUAAGGAGCGGAAUGUAAGUGCAGAGUCCAGUUCUGGAUCAGUUCUGUCUCCAGCGGGUCCAAAAGAGCCUCUUCGCUCCUCGUCCUCUCCGAAGCCUUCGAGCUUCCAGCCGUCGCCGACCCCCCCGACCUCGACAUUGACCCCGGCCUCGACCUUGACCGCCGCCACCGGGCCGCCGCUAAGCCCCGCCCCCCUCCCUCCCUGCAGCGUGAAGGUGACGGAGGUGAAACCGAAGGAGCUGCAGCUGUCCGUAGAGCGAGUUACCGGCACGCUGUCCAAUGCCAGCAAAUCAGUGCAAGUCAACGGUGCUGCAACAGAGUUGAGGAAGCCCUCCUACGCUGAGAUCUGUCAGCGGGCGAAGGACUCCUCGUCUUCAUCGCAGCAGCUUGGGACCCCGAAAGAAGCAAAGCCAGGCUGCGCUGCCCCCGGUGGCGAGGACAGGAAGUGCCCCAGUGACGCAUCAGAGGCCAAAACCAGAGAGACAUACCCCCCUUCCUCCUCUUCCUCCUCCUCUUCCUCCUCUUCCUCCAAACCCCUCACCCCGGGGAGACACCAGAGGGAGGCUCGGAGGCCGGCUGGACGCUGGGCCUCCCCGCCCCCCCACAUCGGGAAAACCCCAAACAGAGAAACCCACCAAACCCCGCCCAAAUCCCCGCAGUAGAAAAAAAAGAAAAAAAAAACGGAAAUAUAAGUCAGGGCUACUCAAUGCUUAUAUCCCAGAAUCAGCAUCAGUCACAUGGAUAGGGGACGCCUUCUCUUCUGGAUCAGGGCUUGCAGACAAAAAGCACUUUACUGUGCAAUGUAGAGCACCUUUUCAUUCUUUUUAUUCUAUUUAUUUGCUUCCUUUUUUUUUUUUUUUUUCAGUUUUGCCUAUACCCCGGGCACAGACAACACUGAAACAUGUCUUUUUUUUCAUUAGUCCAAAAGGCCUUGUGGGAUUUAAACAUUUAAAAAGUCUUGUGUGCAAAGAAAGCAGCAGCAGCAGCAGCAGCAGGGCAUUGUGGGAAGUUUGCCCCCGCCCCCAGUGGAUGAUGGGGAAAGAGUGAGCAGAGGGAGGGGUUUGUUUGCAUGUCGAGGGGCACUGUUGUGCGACUUUAUGUAGCUUAAUUAUGGGUCAUAAUUAGCCGUUUUUUUAUUACAUACUCCCAUCCGUAUGCAAGACUUAAAUCACAACAAGACUCUGAUCUUUUUUUCCGCCUCAAACUGGAUUUAUUUUGCAGAAUUAUUAACAAAACAUGGUUUUUUUUCUCCAACUUUUCCUGUGAACUAUCGGUACAGUCACUCCUGGUUAUUGUCGCUGGGUGUCACUUUUCUUCCUCACAUCUCUGUAAAGAAUCACCUCCAUCUGCUGUGUUGUUGUUUUUACUGUUUGCUAACACUGCUAACUAGCUAGCUGUAGCUUGUAUCAACGGCCGUGAUGUGAUAUCAGUGCUGUUUUUUGUUUUUUUUAAGCGUCAGACAAGAAGGGCAUGUUGAUAUCUGCAACCAAGCUUGAAUAUAUAAAUUAGGCAUUGGCGCAAAUUGGCUGAAAAGUGUCCGUCGCGUGUGUGAUUAUAUUCCUGGCAUUGCAUUUUUUAGGGAAAAAGCGAGCAAGCUUUGUCGACUGCUCUUCUCAUUUCCUAUUUAAAACUGUGGAAUCAGGCACAUACUGUCAAAGGAAAAAGGCAGGGCUGACACAUUUAAAGUCCAGUUGUGAGGAUUAAAACAGCUCUGGAGGUGAGGAAACACUCGUGAGCUGCAAUUAGGACGAAGGAAAUUGGUUAUUGAUUGAGAAACAUGACAGAAAGUGAGUUCCCUGCUGGAGUUUAGCAAGCCGAGUGGGAAACUUCACGUGUUUUCUUCUAGAUAUGGUGCUAGACGUCGAAUCCUGGAACCUGUUACAGCAGCUCAUCUGAUAUUGUGUGUACAAAAUACUUGAUUUAAAUGUAUCGACAGAACUUUAAUUGCACUGUUAUGGCGUCUUUUUUCCUCAGACUCGCAGGCAAAUGCAUUAUUAGACAAGUGAAGAGAGAGAAAAAAGGGAAUUGAUCCUGAACGUCAAGGGAAGAGAAAGAAAAUUCAUCUCUGUGGACGCAAUCGCCUUGUUUUCGUUUGUGUUGUUGUGCCUUGUGGACGCCUGUUGAACACUGUGGUGAAGGAUGGGGCAGCGUCACAUGACUUUACAGAUUUAUCUCGCUUUACGGAUGCUUUAUAUAGAUUUUUUUUCAAACUGAAGGAGUUCAUGCAGUGGUUUUGGAUUUUGGCUCAUCAAUGAGGAUUUUCAUUGCUUGUAAAAUUACGGAAAAGUGAGACGGUUGGAUUGAAAGUUUUACUUAUUAAAAAAAGGUAAAAUGAGUUUUUUGGGGCGGAAUGUAGUUUGCCAUGUUGAAGUGUGAAAGGGAUUUAGUUGGGAGUCCCGUCGGGGCUCAUGUGAACGUUGUUGAACUCAAAUUUAAACAUUUAAGAGAACAGAAAAGAGCAGGUGGGUUUUACAGCAGGGAAAUCUGAGUCGUGUAAAAUGUCGUCCUCGGGGUGGAGAUGUUCCCUCGUCUUCCUCAGCGUCGAGUCUUCACCGCUCGUUGGUUUUUCUGUCAGCAUGCUCCCUUGUCUUCUAUUUUCAAGUGUGCACACUUUGAUUUAUCCUGAGUUUUCUUUCAAAUAAAAAAAAAGUGUGGAAAAGAUUAACCGAAAAGCACCACGGAUUUUCUUCCUGCUUCACUCUUGGGGAGAAAAGCAGUUGGAUUUGAAGCAAAAAUGUGAAGAGAAAUACACUUUUUUUCUCACUUUGAGCUCACAGAAUGUGCUACCACGUACAUUUAAGCUCAAUGCGACUUAAUCGAGCAGCAUUUCGGAUGAUUUUGAAGCUGAUAUAUCCCUCUGCAGAGUGAAGUAGCAAGGAUUCAGAUUCAGGGAGGAAACUUGUGUUAAAUUGAAGGUUUGGUUGGGAGCUCUGUCUACUGUAGCAGCCACUCUGGCAGAAGACCAACCAAGUCUUGCAUGUUUUACUGUAGUCUAAAAAUGGAAUUGGCUGGCGAAAUGGUAAAAAGGAGUUUUGAAUUUACAUCAGAUUCAUAAAACUGCAAUUGUGAGACGUUAAAAGUAUGUUUUUUUUGGAGCGUGACAGACUUAAAGAGAGUUUCCUCCCUUGAGUGCUCAAAUUUAAUCUCUUCUUAAGUUAUCACAGAUGCAAAACAACCAUACAAAAAAAAAACACUGUACUAUACACAAUAUCUGUUUUUUAGGGAAACAAACACACGAUGUGAGACCUUGCAUGUCUCGCUAAAGUCUUCCUGCAACAAGAAGCAUUCUGGGUAAUCCCACUAAGAGAAAACAGCCCAUCUGAGGAGGGCUUCGUUAGAAAAAGCCUGCUCAUAGCUGCUUUUGAUUUGGACGUAAAGUUCUUGAGUUUGUUUAAAAAAAAAUAGAUAUAUUUUUGGGAUUUUUCUUUUUGAAGGACUGAGAUGCACUUGGAUGGGUUUUGUUUUUUUCUCUCAUCAGUGGAAACGGUUAAAAAUAAAUCAAAAUGCACCAUAUCCACGUAUUUAUAAACCAAUGCUGUUUAUUCCAUGAGAAAUAUCAUUACGUUUUUUGUUUUAGGGAGAUGAGAAUACAUAGGGAUGCGUUGAGAUCUCUAUUUAAACGCAAAAUGUAAAAAGAAAAAGAAAAAAAAAUGGAAGUGUCCAUCCAGUGUUUGAGAAACUUGAAUUUUAUUUAAACUUGAAAAAUGACUUUGCCUUAACUUUUAUACAAGACAAGCAUAGAGUUUAUUUCUUUUCACACAAAAAAAAUCCCCCAAAUGUUAACAAAGCGUGACACGUGGAAAAAUAUUUAGACGUCACAAGUCUUACUGAGAGAGAAAGAGAAAGAGAAAGAAAGAGAGGACAAAUCGAGCAGCAUUUUAUUUUUACCCUUUUUUGUUUUUGUAAAAUUUACGAGUGUCCUUUUUUUUUUUGAGGGGGAAAAAAAACAUAAAACCUUGUAAAUGCAAAACUAGUCAAUACUGUAUUAAAUGUGUGCACUUUGAAGUGUGUGCUUUGCUUGUACAGUUGUAAAUACUCAGAAAAAUAUAAGAGGUACCUUAAAAAUGAUUAUAAAAAAAUAUAUUGAUCUCGUAAUGUCGCUAUCGAGCUGGAUGUAGGAUAUACAAAAAAAAAAAAACGUAAUAUUGUGCUUUUUUUAUUUUUAGUUUGGGUGUCGGAGUUUAAAUUCUGCUCCUCUCUGCAGGGUGGGCAGCUCGUCUGAUUGUACAUUUUUUUGUUGUCUUUCAUUCCAUUAUUUUUGUAUACCCCCCUCCUCACUGUGCACUAAUUGGAGAGCCUGUGGUACUGACAGCAUUAUUAAUGAACCCUUACAAAUCUGCGUGUCCACCAACAUCCUCUCGUUUCAUUUUUUUAAAAAGCUCUGGCUUCCUUUUUCUUUUACGCUGGAAUUUUUUUUUUAACCACAAUAAUCUAGAAGUUUGAUUACUGAAGAAAAAAAAAAAAGCACUACAUGUCAGAUUUUUAGGCGUCACUGUGCAGCAAAGUAUUUCUGACAUCUCUAAAUAUCCUAAUACCAAGAAGAUUAAUAAGGCUAGUAUUAACACUACACUAAUACUGAAUAUCUAUGAUUAUGACACGCUCAUACCACAGUUUAUAAUCAGCAUUGCGUCCACAUGUGGGCAGCAUGACUCGAAAAUAUCUAUUAAUACAAUAGAGAGCUGAAGUUCUGCCUCUGCUAACAUUUAUUUUGUGGUUUUUCUGGCCAUAGUCAAAGAUUAAUGAGUGUUUGUUUUUACUGUUCUUGGUGGUAACAUUUGGGGGUUUUGGUCAUUGAAGGAGUAGGUAAAACAUUUGGGAAAUAUAAUUGUAAAAUGUAUUAGGGGAAAAAAAGAUCAAUAACACUUGGGGCGGGAUGUGUUAGCUUAGCUUAGCACAUAGACAGAAAACUGUUAGCUUAGCAAAUAGAGGGAACACAGUGAGCUUAGCACAAAGACAGAAAACAGUUAGCUUAUCACAUAGA